AUGAGCAGCAGUGGGCUGGUUCUGAGCACCCCAAAUCUUGAAGAAAGUACGGUGUUUACGCAAUUAAAACCAGUCACAAUGUCUGGGGAGUCUGCUGAAGACACCUCGGUCUUUGAAGACAUCAAACCUGCUAUAAGGAUCUUGGAAAACCAACAUGAGCUGGCGCAGCUUACCCCACUGAGGAUGGAGCAGCGAAUGCCGCUUACUAUGGAGGCACGUUCUGAAAUGGACAAGUACCUCUCCAGUCAGCUGAUGCCAAUUCCAAUGGUGCCAGACAAGAAGUACCGUAGGGAGAGCGCCUCUGUGGUAGACGAGUUCUUCUCGACAGAGAAGCCCUCCUCCAUGCCAUACAGUGUGAACAUCAAUGUGAUACUGCCUGACACCACACACCUGCGAACCGGGCUCUACCGGCCAGCCAAACCCCUCACCCCAUUCCCACAGAUCAAAACAGAGCCCGGCACCAGCUUCACCCAGCCCUGCUCAUCCACGGCAGGCUCGACGCAGACGCUGCCGGAUUUCACCAGUGUCUUCAGCAUGCCGCAGUCGGUGGCGGUGAACAAUAUCUUCAUCAAGCAGGAGAUGCCCUCGGAGAUCCCUUUGUCUGGCAGCCCGCAGCAGGCCCAGCUUUACCAGAUGCCCAUUGGAAAUGGUGAUGCUGAUGUCGCCACAAUGGUGCCCUCUACUGGCAGCACCACAGCCAUCAACACCAUCAGCAGCGUCACCAUGUCCACGGGCAGCGCCAUGCUCCCCAGACCCAUCCAGCCUGGCGGACAAGUGAAGCACUUCCAAAAUGUCUCCCAAGGUCAGGGGAACUUCAACAUCAUGGGGCAUUUCUACCCUGUCCCAGGACUGAGCCUGCCCCCUUCACCUCCAAACUCACAGCCUGGCAGCCCUGAGAAUCAACCCGAGCUCAUCAACACCAUCUCGCCCCCACCCUCCUACGAAGCCACAUUUGGACUGAAGCUGGUACAGUCGUCCCAGAUCCCCACACUCCCAAACAGUCUCGGGACCCUCUCCCAAGGGCACAUUAUCAUGCCAACCCCCAAAUACAACAGACGCAACAACCCAGAGCUGGAGAAAAGGAGGAUCCAUCACUGUGAUUACCCAGGUUGCACAAAAGUUUACACCAAGAGUUCCCACCUGAAGGCACAUCAGAGAACUCACACAGGAGAGAAGCCAUACAAAUGCACCUGGGAAGGCUGCGACUGGCGCUUUGCCCGCUCCGACGAGCUUACCCGGCACUACCGCAAGCACACAGGUGCCAAGCCCUUCAAGUGCCUAGCCUGCGGGCGCUGCUUCUCCCGCUCCGACCACCUGGCUCUGCACAUGAAGAGACACCAGAACUAG
Molecule: messenger RNA, 1347 nt
Organism: Emys orbicularis (European pond turtle)
Lineage: Eukaryota; Metazoa; Chordata; Testudines; Emydidae
Product: Krueppel-like factor 5
Exons: 5
Coding region: 1-1347 (448 amino acids)
Biological process (GO): regulation of transcription by RNA polymerase II
Molecular function (GO): DNA-binding transcription factor activity, RNA polymerase II-specific; RNA polymerase II cis-regulatory region sequence-specific DNA binding
Source: RefSeq, a predicted model, not a curated record